Molecule: messenger RNA, 1104 nt
Organism: Brassica oleracea var. oleracea
Lineage: Eukaryota; Viridiplantae; Streptophyta; Magnoliopsida; Brassicales; Brassicaceae
Product: ATP-dependent Clp protease proteolytic subunit 2, mitochondrial
Exons: 3
Coding region: 123-833 (236 amino acids)
Biological process (GO): protein quality control for misfolded or incompletely synthesized proteins
Cellular component (GO): endopeptidase Clp complex
Molecular function (GO): ATP-dependent peptidase activity; serine-type endopeptidase activity; ATPase binding
Source: RefSeq, a predicted model, not a curated record
ACAAAAGCAAAGAAAAAAAGAAAGAAUAAAAAUCUGAAACGCCUUAGCGAGUUCGUUCGAUAUAUCGAGAAGAUCGCUCUUCUCCUCGUUCUCUCGGAGCAGCAACAAACCCUAGAGUUCCGAUGAUGAUGAGGGGUCUCUUAUCCGGCGCCAAGCGGCUAUCAACUCCGACCACCGCAUCCGCGAGAAGAAGCUACAGUCUGAUUCCGAUGGUAAUCGAGCACUCGUCUCGAGGAGAGAGAGCUUACGACAUCUUCUCUCGGCUGCUCAAAGAGCGUAUCAUCUGCAUCAACGGCCCGAUCAACGACGACACCUCCCACGUCGUCGUAGCCCAGCUUCUCUUCCUCGAAUCCGAGAAUCCUUCCAAGCCGAUCCAUAUGUAUCUCAAUUCACCAGGAGGCCACGUCACCGCCGGUCUUGCAAUUUACGAUACUAUGCAGUACAUUCGUUCUCCGAUAAGCACAAUCUGUCUAGGCCAGGCUGCAUCAAUGGCCUCUCUCCUCUUGGCAGCGGGUGCCAAGGGACAAAGGCGGUCGCUUCCGAACGCAACCGUUAUGAUUCAUCAGCCUUCAGGUGGGUAUAGCGGCCAGGCCAAGGAUUUAACGAUUCACACGAAGCAGAUUGUUCGUGUGUGGGAUGCUUUGAAUGGUCUUUAUGCGAAACACACGGGCCAGCCUAUCGACGUGAUUGCGGAGAACAUGGACAGGGAUAACUUCAUGACUCCCGAAGAGGCCAAGGCGUUUGGGAUAAUCGAUGAAGUGAUUGAUGAGAGACCGUUGGAGUUGGUGAAAGAUGCAGUUGGGGGUGAAAGCAAAGAUAAGAGUUCGAGUUGAGGGAGUCACUCUGUUUCAGAGAUCACAAUCUUAUAUGAUUUGCUUAUGUGAAGAACUGAUGCUGCCGUCUGCUGCUGGUCACUAAGUUUUUGAUCAAUAAUACUCUUCGCUUUCAUUAGAAAAGUUUGUGCGAUUUUGUGUUAUAGAACACCAUAUGGUAAUUAUUGGACUUUGAUUGUGCUCUGAGAAAUUAGGGAGAGAGACACAUUAAGAUCUCCAUGACAGAAGCAGGAUUGCUAUUUAUGUUAUACUAGCUGAUAACGCGCGGAAU